AUGCCUUCUGGCUUUCCCUUCGCAUACGUGUGUAACCUCCUGCAGCGGUGCGAGGACAACGCUAAACAAUGCGGCCCGAAGACGAACCAUCAAUUCAUCAAGGAAUGGCUCGCAAGUCACAAGAGGCGAAUAACCGCUGACCAUGUCGAUCUUUCCGCCCUCAUUUCUACACUUUUGCCCACAAAACGCCCAGAUCGAGUCUAUUCUAUACAGAUCAAGAGACUCACCAGCAUCGUCGCACGUGCUCAUCACCUUGGACGCACUCGCGUCCUGCAACUCGAAGCCUGGCAGCAACCAGGUAGCGGAAAGGACUUUGCAGAGUGUGUACGGGAUGUACUCAGCGAUACGCCCAACACCUGCACUGCACCACUGAUCACCGUCGAAGAAGUCGACGAGAUACUCCAUUGCAUAGCUGCUCGGUCUCGCUUUAGCUCACCAAAAGUACAAUCAUAUCUACCCACUUCCGGUAGGACUGACGAGUGUCAUGUUCGGUUGCAGCAGCUUUACAACCGCCUGGAACCCAACCAGGCCAAAUGGCUUACUCGCUUGGUCCUCAAAGACUGGUCACCCGUAGAUCUGAACCCAACUCACAUCCUCAAGGGCCUCGAUCCGCUGCUCCCCGUGCUUCUCAAGAUUUACGACGAUGUACCUACCGCCGUCAGUCGCCUCACGCAGCAACGUGGCGCGCGGGGAGUCACGACGUAUGACGACAGCACCGGCACGGCGAUUGCAAGUCUGGCAGCUCGCUUCAAGCCGACGCUUGGCGUCAAAGUGGCAAGACAAGACUGGAUCAAGGGCCGCAGCAUCAAGCAUUGCAUGCAGAUGGGCCGUGGACGCAUGAGCGUCGAAAAGAAGAUGGACGGCGAAUACUGUCAGGUCCACAUCGAUCUCUCCAAAGGCCCCAACUGCAUACAGAUAUUCUCCAAGAGCGGCAAGGACAGCACAAUCGACCGUGUCAACUUGCAUCCUGCCAUCAGGGCGUCUCUGCAGAUCGGGGGGACAAAACCUUGCCGUAUCAAAACAGGAUGCAUUCUUGAAGGAGAGCUUGUAGUGUACAGCGAAAAGGAGGGCACGAUUCUUCCGUUUGAGAAGAUCAGAAAGCACGUUUCCCGGGCUGGAACCUACUUUCAUAGGUCCGACGAUGACUCGCAGGCCCAUCCCUGGGAGCGACUUAUGAUUGUCUACUACGACGUGUUGAUGAUAGAUGACGAGUCCCUGCUGGGGGUGCGGCACUCCGACAGGUUCAAGAGACUCGAGCAACUAAUCUCCUGCAGUCCUGGCGUGGCUGCUAUUGUCCAGCGCCAAGUCAUCGACUUUGAUCAAAGCAGCCAUGCAGCCUCGGAUCUACGACGCGUCUUUGCUCAGUGCAUCACAUCACACGAAGAGGGCCUGGUCCUCAAGGCUGACGACCCUUAUUUUGACUUUGGCGACAUGCGCAAGAUGUACUACUGCUGCGCCAUCAAGCUCAAGAAGGAGUACGUCGGCAACUUUGGCGACGUUGGCGACUUUGCCAUCGUUGGGGCCAGAUACGACCCCGUCAAGGCCAAGGACUACGACAUGCCCAACCUCAGAUGGACGCAUUUUUACGUCGGCUGCUUGACCAACAAAGACAAGGUGCAGCAGAUGGAAGAGCAUCCACGCUUUGUCGUAGUCAACGUCGUGGAGCUCAACAAGACGCAGAUGGAGUAUUUUGCAAAAUACGUCAGCCCUGACUACGCCUCGAUAGAGGAUGCUCCAGAUUCAGCACCGCUUCUACACUUUGAGCGCGGAAUCGACAACGGGAAGCGCCCAUCCAUCGCCUUUCCUCAGCCGCCUGUUUUUGACCUCCGUUGCUUCUCCUUUACCCGGGACGCCAACGUCGGAAAGCAUUACACGAUGCGGUUCCCAAUGGUCAGCAAAAUUCACUGUGAUCGCACCUGGCGCGAAGCCGUCACUCUGGAUGAGCUGCAGAAGAUGGCCAAGAGGGAGUUGGAUUCUGCUCAACCCGACGAUAGUCAAGAGCUCCAAGAGUGGAUCGCUAGGCUGGAGAAUGCAGAUCCAGGUAGGGCCAUAGGUAUCAGCCAGGAGUCGGGGAUGACACGUCAGACGACAUCACAGGAGAGCCUUGGCUCGGAUUUGUGUGCAUUGGAUGCUCUGGCUGCACGGGUCAGUCCUCGACCUGUUCCGACCGGCGACUCUUCCAAGCAGACGCCUGGACGUGCGGCGACGGCUUGCAAGCUUGGCACACCACCCGUCAUCGACCUGACUAUGUCACCUCCAAAGAAGGCUGUGCUAAAGCGCAGGAGUACGGUACCAGAUACCCGCUCCUCCAAGACCCGUCGCCUGGAACAGAUCGACUUGAAUCUCUGCAGCGAUACGGCUGCGACAUCUCACAGGGCUGCCGAGGACGUCAUCAGCUGUUCCGAGGAUGCCAAUGUUGAGGCAGAUCCAAAAGUGCACGCCGGUGAUUCGGUCAUCUUGUCGUCGUUUUCAGCUGACGGCGACGCCGGGCUGCCAAGUGCACCGGGCCAAGAUGGACAGGGGACCAGCAAGGCCGGGAAAUGUAAAUAUCACGGCAAAGACUGUGCAUUCAAGGGCUGGGUGUUCCUCCUAUCCCCCUGCGUGGCCGGAUUCCCCUGGGUGACAGACGACCUCCUAGGCGGACACGGCGUGCACAAGUUCGAGACGGACGUGGCAGCAUGGAAUGGAUUCCUGGAAGCAGAAGACAUGGCCAUCGCGGCCGCGCGAGACAGACAAGAACGCCCGAGGCUCACCAAAAAGAUGAUCAUCGUCGACGGGCGGCGCAGGGAGGCUACCCAAGACUUUCUGAUGAAGAUUGAGAUGCGGCGCGAGGAGCGGCGGGAAAGGUACGGCAGGGCGGGCCUUGCCGAGGUCUUUGACUGGCGGGUCCUCGAGGUGGUCAUGGACCGGGAGCGGUUGACUGCGAGUGGGAAAGGGGAGCGGAGGGGAUCGCGACUGGACAAGGAGAGGUGCGAAUACGAGUUUAGGGACAAGAUCUGGAGGAAGCAUUACGUGGGGCUUGUUUGA
This is a messenger RNA of Pyricularia pennisetigena, 3027 nucleotides long. RefSeq lists its product as uncharacterized. Gene Ontology annotation, biological process: DNA recombination; double-strand break repair via nonhomologous end joining; nucleotide-excision repair, DNA gap filling. Gene Ontology annotation, cellular component: DNA ligase IV complex. The record is from RefSeq and is a predicted model, not a curated record. The coding region runs from base 1 to 3027 and encodes 1008 amino acids. The transcript has a single exon. Gene Ontology annotation, molecular function: DNA binding; DNA ligase (ATP) activity; ATP binding. Lineage: Eukaryota; Fungi; Ascomycota; Sordariomycetes; Magnaporthales; Pyriculariaceae.